AUGGAUUUAUCUGCUUGCAAGUUGAAGAAGAUAAAUAGCACAUCAGUUGAACUGGUAUACAAGAAUAAAGUGUAUACAGGGGUUAUUGAGAGGCCACCAACCGUAAUUGAGUCACAGAAGAUCAUAGAGAACAAAAUGUACAAAAUAGCAGAUAUUUCAGGAAUAGUCAGAAUAUUCAGCAAUAAGGAGGAAAUGAGCAACAGAGCAGGCGAAGAGGAGGUGUUGACUCCGCCAAUGCGAUGGUGCAGGGAGAGGAGAUUCAGGAAGUACGAGAUGCGAAUGAAGAAAGUGGUGGAAGUUGAGAAGCAACUUGCUAAGUUAUUGGAGGAGGAUGCAAAGGCAGUGAAGGUGGAGCUGAUUCACCAGGAGGAAGAGGAAUUGGAUGAAAUAGCAGCAGACUUGGAGCAGGGAUUCGUGGAGAAGGACAUAGCACAGGAGGAAGAAGAGAAAGAGAAGACGCCAAAUGAAGUAGACAAGGAAAUUGAGGAGAAGGAGAAGAUGAUUGAGAAGACGACCAAUGUGGUGUUGAAGAAGAGAUUCAUUGAGGAAUUGAGGAUACUGAAGGAAAGGAAGAAGGAUACGAACUGA
Molecule: messenger RNA, 588 nt
Organism: Enterospora canceri
Lineage: Eukaryota; Fungi; Microsporidia; Enterocytozoonidae
Source: the annotation of a GenBank genome assembly